AUGCCAGCAUUAGCAGGAGUCGAAAUUUCAAUUCCCUACACCCAAGCAGAGGCUCGUUCUCUAGCCGACCUGCUUGAGCCGCGCAGCCCUCGAGGCGGUGGCGGUGGUGGCGGAGGUCGUGGAGGAGGUGGGUCAUCUUCAGGUGGUAGUCGAGGUGGUUCUUCAUCCGGCUCAUCUGGACGAACCGGUUCAUCAUCUUCAGGCUCCACAGGUUCUUCCGGUUCCUCAGGAUCAUCUUCAAGUGGCGGCGGUACGCGAGGAGGCACGUCUGGCUCAAGUGGAUCUUCGGGCAGCUCCGGUGUUAGAUCUUCCACACCUGGAUUCACUGCUGGUUCCGUAUCUAGUGGAUCAGCCCUUCGAGGCUCUUCGAGCGCUGGUGGAGUUAGGACUCCCUACACCGUUACGUCCGGCGCUUUUACUGGUCGCACUGCUGGUGGAGGUACACGGUCCAAUGUCUAUUCUCCUGCAGGAGCUGGAUACGGCAGCGGCUACACCUCGGGCGCUAGAGGCAACCGAGCAGGUAGCACAGCAGGUCUAGGCUUCCCUUUCAUCUACUGGCCCCUCGGGUUUGGCGCUCUUGGCGCCGGUGGAUACUAUGGAGCUUCUCAGUAUCGAAUGGCUGGUAGACCGGGAGGAGACGAAGGGCCCUUUUACCUCUCCCCUCCUGCUGGCGUCGACAUCAAUUCCAAUGCCUUUUAUCUCUACGGAGACAACAACAGCGUUAUCGAUACCAAGAACGCACUUGCCACUGCCUGUGGCUCGGGCAACGACAACGCCACAGCACCUGCAGACUUUAGGGUCCUACCUACCAGCAUCGUGCAAUACUACAGAGGCAGCUCGUUUGCUCUUGGUUUGAGAGGCUACAACAAUGGACAACCUGCCAACGACUCGACGGGCGAUAAUGGUACGGAUGACGCUUUGGCAAGAAGUCUGACUGUUCUUCCCAGCGCGGUCAACAUGACCUAUUUCAACUGUCUCAACAACACCAUCGGAACUCAAUUACCUCUUGUUGCCGAUACUCAGGGCGACGGCGCCAUUUCGCUCGGGGCUAACAGCGCUGCUCUCACCUUGCUACCUGCUCUCCUCGUCGCGUUCCUCCUGGGCGCGCUGUAA
Messenger RNA from Ceraceosorus bombacis, 1113 nucleotides. Lineage: Eukaryota; Fungi; Basidiomycota; Exobasidiomycetes; Ceraceosorales; Ceraceosoraceae. The record is from the annotation of a GenBank genome assembly.